This is a messenger RNA of Nerophis lumbriciformis (worm pipefish), 1026 nucleotides long. The record is from RefSeq and is a predicted model, not a curated record. Lineage: Eukaryota; Metazoa; Chordata; Actinopteri; Syngnathiformes; Syngnathidae.
GUGAUGGGGAAAGACUACUACAAGGUGCUGGGAAUAGCCAAGGGCGCGUCGGACGACGAAAUCAAGAAGGCAUAUAGGAAACAGGCCCUCCGCUUUCACCCUGACAAGAACAAGUCCGCUGGCGCCGAGGACAAAUUUAAGGAGAUAGCAGAAGCCUACGAUGUCCUCAGCGACGCCAAGAAGAAAGAUAUUUAUGACCGCUAUGGCGAAGAAGGCCUGAAGGGUUCAACUGUCGGUGGUGGCGGAGGUGGCGGGGGCCACAACGGCUCCACGUACAACUACACAUUCCACGGUGACCCCCACGCCAUGUUUGCCGAGUUCUUCGGAGGCCGCAGCCCUUUCGACCACUUCUUCUCACAGAACGGCGGUAACGAUGACGCGAUGGACCCCGCCGACCCCUUCGCCACCUUCGGGAUGGGCAGUUUUCACCGGCCCUUCAAGUCUCAGCCGGGCGGCCCCCGUGUCGCCCGGGAAAAGCAGAAGGACCCGCCGGUGGUACACGAGCUGAAGGUGAGCCUAGAGGAGGUCUUUGCCGGCUGCACCAAGAAGAUGAAGAUCUCCCGUAAGAGAUUGAACCCCGACGGCCGCACCACGCGCAGCGAGGACAAGAUUUUGUCGGUGGACAUCAAGCGCGGCUGGAAAGAGGGAACCAAGAUCACUUUCCCCCGCGAGGGCGACGAGACCCCCUUGAACAUUCCCGCCGACGUGGUGUUUGUUGUGAAAGACAAACCUCACCCUGUGUUCAGGAGGGAGGGCUCCGAUAUUAUUUACCCUGCUAAAAUAUCACUCAGAGAUGCCCUGUGCGGGUGCACUGUGAGCACACCGACGCUGGACGGCCGCACCAUCACAGUGACGUCGCGGGACGUGGUGAAGCCGGGCACCAAGAAGCGCAUAGUGGGUGAAGGCCUGCCGCUGUCCAAGUGGCCUGACAAGCGGGGCGACAUGAUCCUGGACUUCUGCGUCAAGUUCCCCGACAAGCUUGGCCAAAACACUCGUGACGCGCUCAGGCAGGUUCUCCCGCCGUGA